Molecule: messenger RNA, 344 nt
Organism: Colius striatus (speckled mousebird)
Lineage: Eukaryota; Metazoa; Chordata; Aves; Coliiformes; Coliidae
Product: piwi-like protein 2
Exons: 3
Coding region: 13-306 (97 amino acids)
Biological process (GO): regulatory ncRNA-mediated gene silencing
Cellular component (GO): P granule
Molecular function (GO): piRNA binding
Source: RefSeq, a predicted model, not a curated record
GCGGGAACGGUCAUGGACCACACGGUCACCAGCUUGGAGUGGCAGGAUUUCUUCCUGUUGGCCCAUUGCCCUCGCCAGGGCUGCAGCGUGCCCACGCGCUACAUCUGCCUGCUGAACACAGCCAACCUCAGCUGCGAGCACCUCCAGAGGUUGACUUUCAAGCUGUGUCACCUGUACUGGAACUGUUCGGGCACAGUGCGGGUCCCUGCCCCCUGCAAGUACGCCCACAAGCUGGCCUUCCUGGUGAGGCGGGUCCUGCACUGCAAGCCCAACCUCCAGCUCUGCAACAGACUCCUCUUCCUCUAGUUCCAGCUGGGCUCCAGCACCCUGCUGCUGCCGCCCAG